AUGAAGAUUGGAAGUUCAAUUGUGAAUCAAUGUUCACUCUUUAUCUAUAUGGUAUGUGUUGCAGUGCUUUUCAUGAUAUGGUCACUUCCUACAUCUUUAAGUGUACAACCGGUUUCUGAAAAUACUUUUGAAGGUUCAUCAUCACUGCAUUCUUUUACAGAGAUUACUGUUCCCUUGCCUGAGAACACAUCUUCCCUUGAUGAGUCUCUGCCCUACAUUCCACACAGUACAGUACAGACAUGGAAGGAGAGGGACUACCUCAUUGUGUUUGGCAUCCCAUCUGUGGACAUUGAUGGAAGGCGGAGACGCCGUUAUCUGCAGCGGACUACGUGCUGGCAGUUCCCUGGUGUUGCACGGAGGGCGAAUAACUUCACUGGGGCCAUGUUGGUGUUGUAUGUACUUGCACGGCACCCAUCAAAGGGAUAUAAGUAUUCUGAGUCACUACUGAAGGAAGUGGCAGAGUAUCAUGAUAUUAUUACACUGCCUAUAAAUGAGGGACGGUCCAGUACUAACAAAACAAUUGGUCGUAAUGGUUACUGGGGUACUGAAGCUGAAGUGGGUAUGGGUCGAAAAGUAUUUAUGUGGUUUGAGAAAGCACUAAAGUUAUUCCCUCAUGUAAGCUUUAUUGCCAAGGGAGAUGAUGAUAUAUUCUUACGUGUACCUCAGUUCCUUUAUCAGUUAGAGAUGCUUCCACGAAAUGGAAUGUAUUGGGGAGCCAUUUAUGCGGCGAAGACUCGAGACUUUGAUAUUCCUAUAAAGUAUCGAUUUGCGUUAGGGCCAUGCUAUACUCUUUCCCGUGAUGCUGCAGUUCAAUUAGUUUCUUAUUUACCGGUAAAACGUUUGGUAUAUCUUCCCUAUAGUGAGAAACGGCUUGCGGAGUAUGCAGCCAAUUAUGUAAAUUCGGAAGAUAUGAUGGUGGGCUAUAUUCUUCGGAAAAGUAAUUAUCAUAAUAAAUUAGUGUACUUUAUGGAAAGACGAUGUUCAUUUCAUGAUGUACAUGAAGGUGUGCGACCGGAACCGGUGAGAAGAACCUCUAUGAUGAUUCAUCAUUUAUGGGAGAGUGAGUAUAAAGAGUUUAUGGAAAUGUUUGGAAAUGACACCAAUCCUUUACGGAGAAUUUGGAAGAAAAUUGCAAGAGGGCGUAUUGAAUUUUAUUGUCGAUGA
Trypanosoma theileri is the source of this 1164-nucleotide messenger RNA. RefSeq names its product putative UDP-Gal or UDP-GlcNAc-dependent glycosyltransferase. Lineage: Eukaryota; Euglenozoa; Kinetoplastea; Trypanosomatida; Trypanosomatidae. The record is from RefSeq and is a predicted model, not a curated record. The transcript has a single exon. Gene Ontology annotation, molecular function: hexosyltransferase activity. Gene Ontology annotation, cellular component: membrane. The coding region runs from base 1 to 1164 and encodes 387 amino acids.